GGCGGCGGCGGCGGCGGCGGCGGGGAGGAGAAGCCGGCGCGGAGCCGCUCCUCGCAUCGCCUCGCCCACCCCGCAGCCCCUCCGCCGCCUCGCCUCCCCUGGCCGCCGGAGGCACCGGCGGCCGCCCGUCCCCAUGAUGGCCUCAACCGCCACCUGCACCCGCUUCACCGACGAGUACCAGCUCUACGAGGAGCUCGGCAAAGGAGCGUUCUCGGUCGUGAGGCGAUGUAUGAAAAUCACCACAGGACAGGAGUAUGCUGCCAAAAUCAUCAACACCAAAAAGCUCUCGGCCAGGGAUCACCAGAAACUGGAAAGAGAAGCGAGGAUCUGUCGUCUCUUGAAGCAUCCUAAUAUUGUGCGGCUUCAUGACAGCAUAUCAGAAGAGGGAUUCCAUUACUUAGUCUUUGACUUAGUCACUGGUGGUGAAUUGUUUGAAGAUAUAGUUGCCAGAGAGUACUACAGUGAAGCAGAUGCCAGUCAUUGCAUUCAGCAGAUCCUGGAGGCUGUGCUCCACUGCCAUCAGAUGGGCGUAGUCCAUCGCGACCUCAAGCCUGAGAACUUACUUUUAGCUAGCAAAUCCAAGGGAGCAGCAGUAAAAUUGGCAGACUUUGGAUUGGCUAUAGAAGUCCAAGGGGAACAACAGGCAUGGUUUGGUUUUGCUGGCACUCCAGGAUACCUUUCUCCAGAAGUCUUACGGAAAGAUCCAUAUGGAAAACCUGUGGAUAUGUGGGCAUGUGGUGUCAUUCUGUAUAUCCUCCUGGUGGGUUAUCCUCCUUUCUGGGAUGAAGACCAGCACAGACUUUACCAGCAGAUAAAGGCUGGUGCUUAUGAUUUUCCCUCGCCAGAAUGGGAUACGGUGACUCCUGAAGCAAAAGACCUUAUCAAUAAAAUGCUUACAAUCAAUCCUGCAAAACGUAUCACAGCUUCAGAAGCACUAAAGCAUCCAUGGAUCUGUCAACGUUCCACUGUUGCCUCUAUGAUGCACAGACAGGAGACUGUAGAUUGCUUGAAGAAAUUCAAUGCAAGAAGAAAACUAAAGGGGGCCAUUUUGACAACUAUGCUGGCUACCAGAAAUUUCUCAGCAGCCAAGAGUUUACUGAAAAAGCCAGAUGGAGUUAAGAAAAGGAAGUCCAGUUCGAGUGUUCAGAUGAUGAUAAACAACAAAACGAACGUGGUAACCAGCCCCAAGGAAAAUAUUCCUACCCCUGCGCUGGAGCCCCAAACUACAGUUAUCCACAACCCUGAUGGAAAUAAGGAGUCCACAGAGAGUUCCAAUACAACCAUUGAAGAUGAAGAUGUGAAAGCUCGCAAGCAGGAGAUUAUCAAGGUUACUGAGCAGUUGAUUGAAGCUAUCAACAAUGGGGACUUCGAAGCUUACACAAAAAUCUGUGAUCCAGGCCUUACAUCCUUUGAACCUGAAGCUUUGGGUAAUCUAGUAGAAGGGAUGGACUUUCAUCGGUUUUACUUUGAAAAUGCUUUAUCCAAAAGUAAUAAGCCAAUCCACACCAUUAUCCUCAAUCCUCAUGUCCACCUUGUGGGUGAUGAUGCUGCUUGCAUUGCAUAUAUUCGGCUCACGCAGUACAUGGAUGGAAGUGGGAUGCCAAAGACAAUGCAGUCAGAGGAAACGCGGGUUUGGCACCGUCGUGAUGGGAAAUGGCAGAAUGUGCACUUUCACCGUUCAGGGUCACCAACAGUACCUAUCAAUGCCUAGCACAGCGGGAUCCCAAUCAUGACUUCGACCCCUAAAUGCUACGCUAAAAAUAUCAGCGGUGCCGCUCUUGUAUUAUCUGUACCCAACGCACCUGGUUUAGUACCAUCUUGGCCAUCCCGUUCUCUUCAUGAAUGUUUCUGAGUGCAUGAAGUUGUGAAGGUUCUUCAUGUAACACAUUUGUGAUGCACCAUUUUGCUGUGUAUUCCAUCUGUACACUGUUAACAUUUCAAUGAAGGUGAUGUUCCAAGCAAAUAGAAAAUAGCAAGGCAUAAAAGACAAAAAAAAAAAAAAAUACAGUUCAUGUACAGCAGUAUAUACAGGAUACAUUUGUCAUCUUUUCUCCAUUUAUGCCAAGUUUUGACAGCCAACUUCAGAAACUAUCCUAUUUAUAAAAAAGAAAAGAAACAAAAAAUACGUUCUACCCUCUUUUCUUAAGAACUGUUUUUUGACUCCUUUUCCCUUGAGUCCUCCUUGGAUUUUGAUUUCAUUCUGAUAGGAGUGGUUAGGAUUUCUGCUGGCAGCUCUGUUACUGUAAAACAGAUUUUUAUUAUAUCUUGUAGAUGGACAAAAUCUCUGAUAAACGGGGAAGUGAUAAUAUCUUGGCUUUGUACCAGCUGAAGUCUUCUUAUUUUAUUAGUCUAUGUCAACUGGAAAAAUCUCAUAAUUUGCUGGCUUGAUUACUUCAGAAUUAACUGUCAGUAUUCUGGCUAGUCAGCAUUCUUCUUUUUUUCAUUGAAGUUUUUACCUUUGCUUUCUUACUAUGCUAAAUGAGAAUUUAUAUUGGGUGAUUAAUCAGAAUUAAAAAUCAUAAGGAACUAAGUGACAAUCGAGAGGCAGGUUUCAUUUAAAAAGAGAUUAUAAAGAGAUCUAAAAAAUAGAUUUUUAUCACUUUUAGAGUGCACUGUAAAGUUAUUAAGGAGUCUUUAAAGCAUUUUACAUUUUUGUUUAAGCUAUAGACCACUUCAGUGGUUAAUAUACUCUAGGAAUAUUAGGCCUUAAUAGCUUAGUAUGGAGAGUUGGUUUACUUUCCAGUGUUGUUGUUGCUUCUCUGGAAACGUAUUAUAUCUACACCAGUUUUCUAGUAAGGCUGUAAUACUUUUCCACAGAUUUGUUUUUCUUUCCUCUUCCCCCUCAGUCUGCUCCUGGUUCAUGAAAAACAUCAGGCAGCAUACAAUAUCAAGGACAACAAUCUCUGCAGCAUUACUAGUUUGUUUUGGCUCUUUAUCACUAGCUGCGAAUGUCUGUACGCUGUGCAGGGAAUGCUCUCAGUGUCGGUUCACAACACAAAUUUUGUGACAGGGACUGUUUUUGCUUCCCUUACACAGCUGUGAGAGUACAUCCUUGCAAGGAUUUAGGUUUAUUACCUUCCAUUUUAAUAGAAAAACGCAGGGAUCAGUUAUUUCUUUUCCACUUGUUAAUUAUUUUAUUACCAACAGGGCUAACUGUUUUCUGCAGCGCUGUAUAGUGCAUGAUAUCUCAGUGUUCUUUUUAGCAGUGAAAACUUUACAACUCAGCAGCCUGAAGUUUAUAAAAUGGGAAAGCUUCCUAAUUUGUAUAAUUCCACCUUUCUGUGUUGUUACUAAUCAAAAGCAGUUCUUAAACAUUUUGAUGUUGUUGCUAGUGGAUGUAUGGUAGAUGGAUUUAAGCUUCUCUGAUAAUUAUUACAUGAUUUUAAAUGGUAUAUAUUUAAAAUAAGCAUCUACAAUAAAUGUGUUGAGCCAUAUAACCUGCCAAUGGGAUCUGUGAAAAAGAGUAAUGGCCUCAUUUUUUUCUCAUUAAUUUCUUUACCUAGUUUUGUUCUUUUUUUUUUUUUUUUUUUUUUUUUUUUUGUGAAGCGGCUCUAAGUGGCAUAACUGUAUUUAAAAUUAACAAAUUAGUUAUAGGGUGGGGUUUUUUUAAUAUACUUCUAACAUAGCAUGUGGUGUUGACGUUUUACUGUAGAUCAAAUUUGUCUUCCACACCAAGAUGUGAGGAAAUUGUGAUUUGUUCUCUCCACCACAACUGAAUUAUACAUUUCUGUCAUUUUGAAACACUGCAGUUUACCAUGGGAUACAGUGUACAUAUUUCUUGCCAUAAUGGUAAAUGAUUGAUAUAUUUAAGGAUUAAUAAAUUUGUGAUUUCUGCUGA
Molecule: messenger RNA, 3838 nt
Organism: Coturnix japonica (Japanese quail)
Lineage: Eukaryota; Metazoa; Chordata; Aves; Galliformes; Phasianidae
Gene: CAMK2D
Product: calcium/calmodulin dependent protein kinase II delta
Biological process (GO): protein phosphorylation
Molecular function (GO): calcium/calmodulin-dependent protein kinase activity; ATP binding; calmodulin binding
Source: RefSeq, a predicted model, not a curated record